Messenger RNA from Symbiodinium necroappetens, 720 nucleotides. Lineage: Eukaryota; Dinophyceae; Suessiales; Symbiodiniaceae. The record is from the annotation of a GenBank genome assembly.
AUGCGCGCCAAAGCCCGGUGCCGGUGUGGCGUAGCAGCCACCCUCGCACUCUGCGCGAUUUCCCUGGUAGGGCCAAGAGGCUUCUCAUGGCCCGUUGCGGCGGAAGAGCUGCCGCCGGUGCCCACCAAACAGAAGGCUCCUGAACCCAAGGGCUUGGAAGUGGUGGGCUUGGAAGUUAAGUUGGCCAACGGCCGGAAGAAAGUGCAGGUUGGGGAUCUGGUUUCGGGCUUCGUCAGGGAUGUCUGGCGCAGCUUUGUCUUCGUUGAUAUUGGCACGGAGCGGGAUGCCCGGCUCGAGUUGAGCGAAAUCGAAGAUGGUUUCCCUGGAAGGGCCCUCAAGGCGAUCUUCAUAAGGCAGCAUCGGGUGGAAUCACGUGUUCUAGAGGUGGGAGAGAACGGCGCGAUCUUUCUCACGCAACGUUCCGGGGAUCUCACCCGACCUCCCCGUCUUCAGAAGCAGGACGUGAACCGGGAUCCAGAGAUGCUGGAGAAACUGCCGACAGGCAUCACGUUCCAAGGCCAAGUCGCGGAUUUCCUUCCGACAGGAGUAUUUGUUCAUGUCUUCAGACAUCCGGACGAGAAGCCGCUGUUGGGCUUUCUCCCCAUGUUCCUGUUCGCACCAGGGUUUGACCGCAUCGCCGUACGGGGACUAAGAAUCGAGGUCCAGAAGAAAGGCUUCGAUCCUGACAAAGGUCUCCUUCUGACUAUGCAGACUAAGUGA